This is a messenger RNA of Lathyrus sativus (Indian pea), 291 nucleotides long. The record is from the annotation of a GenBank genome assembly. Lineage: Eukaryota; Viridiplantae; Streptophyta; Magnoliopsida; Fabales; Fabaceae.
AUGGAAAGAUUUAGAAAAGCAUUUUUUGGGUUAGUAUUUAAGGAAGGAUCCACAUAUAAUGUGCAAAAAGCAUUGAAUGUGAAGGGUUAUUUCAUGAUCACUGCAACCCCCAUAUGGGCUAAUCUUUUCCUGAUGGAAGAAUCCUCGCUUGGAGAUAUUAAUACAAUGAUAAAGGAAGAUGAGGCUUGGGUGAAGAAGUGGUUCGAUGAUAUCCACCCUUGGUUGCUGGCGGACAUUGAUAACGAACGCUUAACAUGGAUGAAAUGUUACGGAUUGUCAUGUCAUGCAUGA